AUGGAAGACAAAACCUACGAUGAGGAAAAAGCCGAAGAGAAGCUUGAGGAGGAAGAUCUUGCUGAAGAGGAAGAUCUUGCUGAAGAGGAAGAUCUUGCUGAAGAGAAAGAUUAUGGAGAAGAGGCCCAAUCUGAAUACAAAUCAAUGAUUUCGUUGGACGAGGUCGAGCGUGAUACACGCAUGUUGACACACACUGAGGCCGGUGAGUGCCUUCACAAUUUAGGAAAAUGUAUCACGUUGUACGAGUAUGCCUAUCUCAACCUGGAUGCCUCGGAUAGAGGUCUUACGGAUAUCAGCAUGAUAGCAUCCUUCAAACACGUUCGUUAUGUGAACGUAUCGGGAAACAGAUUGACAUCAGAAGCACUAUGUGCACUCGAGACGAUACCAUAUCUGCAGACACUGCGAGCGGACCGAAAUUGUCUGACCAGUGUGGAGUUAAAGCCAAUGCCCUAUCUACAGGAACUUACUCUAAACUGGAAUAAGAUAACGGAUACAUCUGGCAUCCGUCAUAAAUCGCUCGAGCGCCUGGAGUUGAACCAUAACGAUAUUCAUACAGUGAAUGUGGAUCCUCAAAUCCUCGUAAACUUGAGGAUUUUGGAGCUACGCGGCAAUGCACUCAUCAGUACUGCAGGAAUCUGCUGUCCCAGUCUAACACGACUCUUUCUGGCUGAGAACCAAAUCGAGAAGAUCGAAAACCUCGAAGUCCUUGUGAACCUGACGACGUUACACUUGCGAAGUAACAAACUCGUGAAUCUAGAUGGUUUCACCGAGCAAUGUCGCAGUUUGAACUAUGUGAAUCUGCGUGACAACGAGCUUCCGAGGAUUUCAGAGGUGAAAAAGCUAGAUUGUUUACCAAAUCUAGAAACGCUUAUUGUCCUGGGGAAUCCUUUUUUGAGCGAAGAGGAAGAAGAGAAGGAAUAUAGACGAAUUAUUCUGACAAUGCUUCCAAAAUUGAAGAGGAUCGAUAAAGAUCUUGUGCUAGAUCAAGAAAGGAACGAGGCGAAAGUAUUACUUAAACAAAUACAAAAGAGCAAAUCCAAAUUUGAAGACUCCGAUUUGAGAGAUUAA
Acromyrmex echinatior (Panamanian leafcutter ant) is the source of this 1068-nucleotide messenger RNA. RefSeq names its product leucine-rich repeat-containing protein 23. NCBI's taxonomy places the organism in Eukaryota, Metazoa, Arthropoda, Insecta, Hymenoptera, Formicidae. The record is from RefSeq and is a predicted model, not a curated record. Gene Ontology annotation, molecular function: protein binding.